Pomacea canaliculata is the source of this 2444-nucleotide messenger RNA. Its product is annotated as isopentenyl-diphosphate Delta-isomerase 1-like. The record is from RefSeq and is a predicted model, not a curated record. The transcript has 6 exons. NCBI's taxonomy places the organism in Eukaryota, Metazoa, Mollusca, Gastropoda, Architaenioglossa, Ampullariidae. Bases 843 to 1541 code for a protein of 232 amino acids. Gene Ontology annotation, cellular component: cytoplasm. Gene Ontology annotation, biological process: isopentenyl diphosphate biosynthetic process; isoprenoid biosynthetic process. Gene Ontology annotation, molecular function: isopentenyl-diphosphate delta-isomerase activity.
CAAAAUCAGAUAUAUUUUACAAUUUGAGAUAAAUAAAAUACUGUUUUUGAUUUGUCAUUUAUGUACUUUUACAUUGUUGCUCCUUAUUAUUGUAAGUGAUCCAUAGUGAGGGAAACGCGCGUUUAAACUGUGUUAUAAUAAAAGGUAUUUGAUCAAGCAGCAACAACUAAAACCAGCAGCCUUGUCAUAUUAUUUGAAAAACUUCCAUUUGUGCAGCGACGUUUUGCUACAGGUGUAACAAAUCAAAAAGUACUUGGAUCGAACCACGAGCCUGUAUUAUAAUAUAUACACGUCCGUAAUCGAACGAUCUGUUUAUUAUUGUGGUUUAACCGUACGGUCUGCAUUUCGUGUCAGCGUACAAAAUCACCGAAUCACCACGGUGUCAUUCCAAGAUAUUUAAAGCAAUUUAUGUUUCCUCAGGUCAAAGAUUAUACUUAGAAGGAAAUUAUGGUAUGCAAACUGCAAGUCCUAGACCCACGGAUCACAUCGAAAGUCUAUGCCUAGACUGUCUUCUCGGUUAGCGUUAUAGACGAUGAUUGUAACGCAGCUCUGAAAACCUUUCGAACGUUAAAACAAGACCAACACAACAUCUACAGAAAAACCAUACACUCCAGCUUUAGUUGGCAAAUGUUGCACGCACAAAAGAAACUAACGGUUACAUGACGUACGGUAUCGGACGAUUCUGACCAAGAUCACGCGAUGCAGAUGGUCCGAGCUUUUUAGCAUUUCUGCCGUCUGCUACGAGCACAGCCUCUGGACUCGAACGAACAGCAUAAUCCUUGCAGCUUGGGUUUUCCACACGAUUUUCUUAACGAAGACCUUUCAUUUUAAAUCAUUGAGCAAUGCUAGGUGAGGAUAUUUUUAAUGGACACGACGAAACACAAAUAGAAUUGAUGAAAGAGGAGUGCAUCUUGAUUGAUGAAGAUGACAGGAACAAAGGCAGUGCCUCCAAAAAAGAGUGCCACUUGCUGGAAAAUAUUAACAAAGGUAUGCUGCAUCGUGCUUUUAGUGUAUUUUUGUUCAACACAGAAGGAGAGCUGUUGUUACAGCAGAGGUCAGAUGCUAAAAUAACAUUUCCUGGACAUUUUACAAACUCCUGCUGCAGCCAUCCUCUGAAUACUGAAUCAGAGAAAGAGGAGAACAAUGCCAUUGGGGUAUUAAGAGCUGCUCAGCGCAAACUUAAGCAUGAGCUUGGCAUAGAAGCUGAACAGAUACCUUUGGACAGCUUCCACUAUAUCACACGGAUACACUACAGGGCAGAUAAUGUGCCUAAUGAUGGGAAGUUUGGAGAGCAUGAAAUAGACUAUAUUCUCUUCAUUCAGAAAGAUGUCCUUGUGAAACCAAAUCCAAAUGAAGUGAAGAGCUAUCGCUUUAUAACCAAAGAUAAGUUGAGGCAGCUAAUUGAACAUGCUGAUAAAGAAGGUGUUUUGCUAACACCAUGGUUUAAACUGAUAGCAUCAACUUUUUUGUACACAUGGUGGGAGAGCUUGCAUAAUCUCAAGCCACUGAUGGAUCAUAAAUCUAUUCAUCGAAUGCUAUAACUCAUGUCACUGUCGAGCCUAAAAUAUAAGAGAUAUACAUUUCAGUGCUUUAGAUGGAAAUGAUGCUUGAGUUGCUUAUCACCAGUGUGCUAAAGUGAUCAUGUUCCAACUUAGUUCCAUUGCCAACUUGUUAUAAGAUGUAAGAAUUCAACUUUUUUCAUUUGACAGAAAACAAAGAAUGAUAAUGCACCUGUUAGCAGUGUUUGAAAAACACUGUUCUUGUUCCAAAUUAUUUUAUGAUGCUCUUCAACACACAUCUGUAUGUCAUAAUCACAAUUCAUUUUAAUUUAGAUUAUAGCACUGAGAAUAGUCAUUCCAUAGUGAUUUUGAUAGGAGGGUAAUUGAAGAUCUCAUUGUCACACUUUAUUCAGAGUUUUAACUUUUUGUCUGAUUCUGUAUCACUUGUUUGCAAUUACACAUGUUCUAGUCAUAUGUCAGAGAUCAGACUAUGUGCUGUGGCUCAAGAUUGGAAUACAUGAAACCACAGUACAUAUUUUUAUGUAUCUGUCUGAAGACUGGAAGACACAAAGCCAAAGUAUAUAUUUUGUAACAAUCUGUAUUCACCAAUAGCUAAGCAUAUAGAGUUGGUACCUGUGAGUUAAGGUUUAAGUGGGGACAGAAAAAAAAAAGUAAAAACAGACUGUUGUAGAGACAAAUAAAAACAUCCCAAAUCCACUAGUUAGUAUAAACUGUUUUUACACAGACAUUGGGCACUUAGCCGCCUAUGCAUUUAUUACAUCUUUGCAGUCAUUUUUUGUUUGUUUGUUAAUUUAGCACACCUUUUAGCCAGGAUGUUUUCAUUUCUUGGUCACUGGACAUGCAGUUUUAAAGGUAUUUUACACCAGUAGCUCUUAAAAAAUAAAGCGGUAAAGAUACCAUGCAACCUAUGGUUGUACUGGCAAA